Drosophila grimshawi is the source of this 5162-nucleotide messenger RNA. RefSeq names its product sodium-dependent neutral amino acid transporter B(0)AT3. Gene Ontology annotation, biological process: sodium ion transmembrane transport. The transcript has 10 exons. The record is from RefSeq and is a predicted model, not a curated record. Bases 318 to 2594 code for a protein of 758 amino acids. NCBI's taxonomy places the organism in Eukaryota, Metazoa, Arthropoda, Insecta, Diptera, Drosophilidae. Gene Ontology annotation, cellular component: membrane.
ACAACGGAAAGCACAAAGCGACGGUCGUCAAAAUUCAGCAAAGCUCCGCGAAAAUUACAAAAAUCAAAUUAAAAAAAAAUUACAAAAAAAAGUGUGGAAAAUUUAACGCAAAUUUGUUCGUCAAACAAAAAUAUAUGCGAAUUUGUGUGUGAGUGUGAGUGAGUGCUAGAAAUUCCACAAGUUAAAGCAUACGAGGAGAACAAAACCGCGGGCUGUGCGGAAAAAAUCCGCCCUUAAAUUAAAAGAAGCUAAACCAACUCAAAGUUUGAAAACGGCUCGUUGGAAAGGAAAUCGUAGUCAGUUAACUCCCAGCGUUGAUGGCAGCCACAAAAAUUAUUGAUGCACCGCGAAACGGUCACGAGAUGGCGCCCCUGAACACGAGGGCCAGGGGUGAUGGCACUCAUGGGGUGACCAUUGUCCUGACGGCACCGCAACGCAACUCGGUGCAAUCGGUGGAUAUACCAGGGGAACCGGAUCGUGCCGCCUGGAGCGGCAAGAUGCAGUUCUUUCUCAGCAUUAUCGGCUAUUCGGUGGGCCUUGGCAACAUCUGGCGUUUUCCGUACCUGUGCCAACAGAACGGUGGCGGUGCAUUUCUGAUACCCUUCAUGAUAAUGCUGAUACUGGAGGGCAUACCGCUGUUUCUCAUUGAGCUGGGCAUGGGCCAGCGUAUGCGUCUGGGUGCUUUGGGUGUGUGGAACACCAUACAUCCCUGGCUGGGCGGCAUUGGCAUCUCCUCGUGCAUUGUCACCCUCUUUGUGGCUCUCUACUACAACGUGAUUAUCACGUGGGUCUUCUUCUAUCUAUUCAACAGUUUUCGGUAUCCGCUGCCCUGGUCCACCUGUCCGACCAAUGGUAGUGGCAUUAUUCUGGAGGAGUGCGCCAAGUCGUCGGAGACGACAUAUUUCUGGUAUCGCACCACUUUGGAUGCGGCACCCUCGAUGGAUGAGCCGGGUGGCUUUAAAUGGUGGAUUGUGCUGUGCCUGCUGCUCUCGUGGACCAUUGUCUUCUUCAUUGUGAUGAAGGGCAUCCAGAGUUCCGGCAAGGUGGUCUACUUCACCUCACUCUUCCCCUACAUCGUGCUGACCAUCUUCUUCAUACGGGGCAUAACACUGCGAGGCGCCGGCGCCGGACUGAUGCACAUGUAUACGCCGAAGGUGGAGAAGUUGCUGGAGCCGACGGUCUGGCUGGAUGCAGCCACUCAGGUCUUUUACUCCUUUGGUCUGGCCUUUGGCUCAUUGAUCGCCUUCGGCAGUUACAACACGCCAAAGAACAAUUGCGUCCGGGAUGUGCUUUUGGUGUCGGUGUGCAAUGCCGUCACAGCCAUCUAUGCCAGUGUCGUCAUCUUUGCCAUUCUCGGCUUCAAGGCCACCGUCAACGUGGAUCGCUGUGUUGCCGUCAAUACGGAUAUACUUGUGAAGAAUGCGAUUCUGCCCUCCAAGAAUGUCACCAGCGUUGAAUACGAUUCUGCCAUGCAUAGCAUCAAUGGAAGUGAAUUUACUGCACUGCAGCUCAGUGAAUGCAGUCUGUCCAAGGAGCUCGACAAUGCCGCUGAGGGCACUGGCCUGGCAUUCAUCGUGUUCACGCAGGCCAUCGUUGAGCUGCCCGGCGCCCCUUUUUGGGCGGUGCUAUUCUUUACCAUGUUAUUGUCGCUGGGCUUGGGCUCACAGAUUGGCAUUCUUGAGGGGAUGCUGUGCACAUUGUUCGAUAUAGACAUCAUCAAGCGGGUUAAGAAACAACAUGUCACUGGUGUGGUGUGUCUAUUCUGCUUCAUUGUCGGUUUCAUCUUCUGCACAGGUGCCGGCGAAUAUUGGCUCAAGAUGUUUGAUUCAUUUGCCGGUACAAUUGGUUUGGUUGUUGUUGCACUAAUGGAAAUGAUUGCAGUUAUCUUUAUCUAUGGACACGAGCGCUUUACUGAGGAUAUCUAUCAGAUGACGGGCUAUAGACCUGGCCUUUACUGGCAGUGGACUUGGCGCUAUAUUGGCCCAGUUAUUAUGGUCUGCAUAUUGGUCUCUUCUGUCGUCUUUAUGGUUAUACGUAAUCCCACAUAUGGCGCCUGGAAUGCCGACUUGGGAGUGGUGGAGCAAAAGUCGUAUCCGAAUUGGGUUAUGGGCAUUGCCUUGGCCAUGAUCAUGGCUGGUGUGCUACCCAUGCCCAUUGUGUUCCUCAUGCGCAGCUUCCAGUGCCUCAAGGUGGAUCUGGACAUACACCAGGGCUCCAUUAGACGCAAUGAGACGACCGCCUCCACCAAGGAAAUGAUUGACAAUGAUGAUGAUAAUUUGAGUCCGGAUAUGCCACCGCAAGAUUCAUUGGCGACACGCUUCACAAUUGGAGACUUUGAAGACGACGAUGAGAAUGAUGAGAAUGAUUUCAGUGGACCUGCGUUGGGUGGUCAUGUGAAGACCCAGAGCGAUUUCUCCGAAGAUGAUGAGGAGGACAAGCCCAUGACUAUGCGUAUGAUGAUGAUGCGACCAACAACAGCAAAAACAGCAAAGACAUCAGCAACAACGCCCCUCAAAAAUCAGGGCGGCAAUCAUCUAAAUGUGCCAACAAGCAGAAAGCAAAAUUACAACAAAAAGGAUGCCUACGAUGUGUAGGAGGGCUACAAUGCUAGAAUGGUAGAAGGGUAAGCAAAUCCUAAGGGAAGGAAAGAACUAAUUAUAUAUAGAACAACAUGCUAUAUAUAAAGAAAUCGGAUGCUGCGAACGAAGAAGCGCAAAAUCAUUUAUAUAUUUACAAUAAGUAUUUUAACAUAAUUAUACUUUAAACUUAAACUUAAGGUAAGGAAAAAGUUUGCAAAAAUAAUAACAGGAAAUUUUCAGAAAAUUAUAAAUAUGUAAAUCGAAAAAUUGUUAAAAAAGAAAACAUUUAAAAAUAUACGCAUACACUCACAUACUCAAAAACACUCACACACAUACUAAACCAUGUACAAUGAGCUACAAUUGAACUAAAAAACGGGUUUUGAUGAUGAAAAGUUGAUGAAAAUUGUAAUUUCUGUUGCUGUAGAAUUUAGUUGAAAAUUGUUUUUAGGCUUUAACUGUUGAGCACAAUUCAAAUGUAUUUGUGUCUUUAAAAUCCAUAUAUAUAUACACAUACUAUACACAUAUAUACUACUAUAUAACCCAGUUUUAAACCCUGCCUAGCCAUGAGAACUUUGAUUGCAAAACGCUUUUUGUAGUUUAAGCCACUAAAAAAAAGGAACCUUUAACAUAACGCAUUUCCAAAGAGUUUAACUCAUUAUUUAAUUUACUUAGUAGCAUUCAGUUUUUCAAGUUGAACUUAUCACACCCAAUAUUUAUUCAGUUUAGCUCUAUAACAAAAUAAAUAAAUAAUAUAAUUAUGUUGUAAUGCAGAUUAUUGUAAUAAUAAUAUGAAUUAAUUCAAAAUGUAAUAUGAAUAAGAUGGAAAAAUUUUAAGAAAGUUGAAAUAUUAAAUAAAGAAAUUCUAGUUCAGUUGUUAACUGCAAAAAAUUUAAAGAAAAUUGAAAACGUUAAAAAUCUACAUUUUAAAAAACCAAAAAUAUUAAAAACACAUUGAUAAAAAAUAAUAUAAAAAGUUAAAAGAAGAAAAACAGUAUGACAAGUGUGAUAUUCUAAAUAAUAUCCUCGUAUUGUAGUCUUAAGCAAAAAUCAUCAAAAAUGUAAACCAACUGAUUUUCUUUACGUUUUUCAACACUGUUAUUUUGUUUACAUACAGCCACUUCUAUAUAACCCCAUAUUAUUAUAAUUUGAGUACUUUCUGCACAUACAUAAAGUGCAGUUUCUCAAACCAUUUUUUUUAACACUCACCAAAAAAAAAACACACUGAAACUAUUUUCUUAUAUUCAAAAUGAAAACAAAAAACCAAAAUAAUAAAAAAAACUGCUGUGAAUAGUUUUAGUGGUUGUAAAAUUCUAUUACAAACAAGAAGAUGAAGAAUUACAUCAAAUGCAAAAAAUUUAUGAAUAAUUAUAAAUAAAUAUAGUUUCUAAGAAGGCAGUAAACUCAGAUCAAACCAAAAAAAAAACAUUAUCUAAGUUCACUUUGAGCAGGUUCUUAAACAUAAUCCUAAACCUAUUUCCAAAUUCGGUUUCCGCAAAGCACUGCAACAGGUUUUUUUUUGAUAAACAAUCCACAGACACAAAAACACACUCAUACUUAGAUAAACUCAAAUGGAAUUCGGAAUUUCGGAUAACUGUAAUCAAAAGAACAUGGAACAUUUCGAAGUACUCGUAAACGGCAAACGUUAAAGACAAUAAGACAUAAAAAUAGUAAACCAAAUAAAUAAAGAACUACUUAUGAUAUGAGCCUCGUCGAGAUGUGGAAACGUAGGCCGCCGACUUGACAAAUUCGAUGAAGGCGCAGAAAACUUUUUACUGAGAUUUUUAUUUAUAAUUUUUCGACAAAAAUAACAAUUAAAAAAAUUAAAACUUUUCCUUUUCUAUAAAUAGUAUCUGGGUGGGUUAAAAAUGAAAUUGCCCACCCCAAAGUUCGAUGAAAGUACCUUGCGAAUACACAGGUCGUUGGUUAGUUGGGUUAGUUGAUAAGCUUUUAGACGGAGAGCUAGAGCAAAGAAGCGAACGUAAUCGAAAGGGGUUAGAGAGGGAGAUGGAAAGCCAAACAGUUGUUUUGUAUAUGAUAAGUAUAGCCAAGCAUAUAUAUAUAUAUAUAUCUAUAUAUAUAUCUAUAUAUAUAUCUGAAAUCUGUUGAACGCAGCAAAUCGUACUCAAAGAUUUAAAUAUAAAUGAAAGUACUCAUAAGUGUUAUCCAAACAUAACGCUCCAUAGAAGAAGUCCACAGUUUAAAAAAAAACCCCAUCACAUCAUAUCCUCGCAAUUGAAAGAAGUGAACACCGUUAACGAAACCAAAUAGUUACCAAAAAAAAAUCAAUUUUAAGUGUAUAGUUUAUUCACACCUACUCCCUUAAAUUCGAAACAUGCGAAACUAUAAAUAUAUUGUAUAUCAAUUAUUAUUGUCGUAGUGCUUAAGAGAACUAAACGAUAUAUACAUACAUAUAUAUAUAUACAUAUAUAAUGAUAUGCGAAAAAUGGACUCGUGUAAAUUGAUUGAUUGUAUUUAAAACUUAUGUGAAACAUUAUUAUGAUAUACGCAGGUAAAUUAUUAUUAAAAUACAACAAAUAUAAUGAAAUAGUGCGUUAAGUUCAAAGACGAAGAGCAAAACCGAAA